AUGCCAGAAUCCUCGUCGUCGUCUCCAGCUGAUCAAUCAUCUGUUUCAGUCGAAUGGUUCGACGCGUCGGAAAGCACUCCGCCAAAAACGGGCGGUUUAUUAUCGGUGAAAGUGGUGAAUGGCGGUGUGGAGGCAUUCUGGAAUGGUGCCAAAUUGGAAUGUGUUAAGGAGACAAUCAGCUCGCCGAUAAAAACGAAUCAAAUCUUUCCGGAAUUGAGUUCUCGAAGUCCGACAUCUCGUUUUCGUAUUGCUGGUGGUCAUAAAACGACCAAAAGUUCUUCUUUGAGAACCCUAAACACUCGUCUACAUCAUCAUCGUUUUGUUUUAAAAAGUCCGAAAAGGGGUGGCGGAGAACGGAAAGUGACUGAGGAGUUGAAGACUGAGAUGACGGCGGAUGAGAAGGAAGCGAUUGAUGAGAAAGAGGGACAUUUGGAUAAGAAAGACGAAGAUCCGAGUGCUGAAACUGAGAUUUUGGAGGAAAAAAGUGAAGAAAAUGGACCGGCCAUCUCCACUCAACUCUCCACUCCGGACGUCCUUUCUGAUAUUCCAUUGGAUAUUCUUGGUUCAGGAGGCUCCUCCAACUCUCCGCCCACUGCACUCCCUAACGACGCCGUUGCUGAGGAGGACGUAGAAGAAGAAGAAGAAGAAGGAGACACGACGUCUUCUAUUCCGGCGAACAACUCCUCCACUGAUGCUGCUGACAUGAAACGGCAGAAAAAGAAAGAGAGAAAGAAGGCGCGUCAGUUGAAUCGAGAGCAACAAAUGAAGCGGCAGCGGCUCCAACGCACUGAAGCACUCAAAAGUCUCGAAACAAAACUCGAAAAGGAGAAACGACAACUGGCAGAGUACGCAGCGGCGGUCGCCAAGCCGACGAUCACUCAGCAACAAAACGAAAAAGAGCAAUAUACAAUUGAAGUUUGUCAUCAAACGGACGGAUCAAUAUCCAUCUGUGGCGGUGGUGGAAGCAAGGACGCUCCAAUGAGAAUCCACGUGCCACACGAUAUUCGAGGAAUGAUUGAGCUGAAAGUGGAUCCGAAUAUGCAAAUGUCAGAAAUGGUACAAGUCGAAUCACUGGAGACUUUUGAGGUGUUGGUAUGCGGAGAACGACGGAAAGUGACACCAUUCAUUCCAAGAAAAAAACAGAAUUCUGGAGGCACCGACGCCACUGCGGAGAGCUCCACGUCUUCUAGCAAUACCUCGGUAUUCGAUAUACCCGAGCACCCGCCAGUUGUGGUGCCUUUUCGUGAUGCUCCGAUUGUUGGCUCUGGCGGCUCCAAUCAGGCUCAGGCUCCGCCCCCUCCACACCAAGCUCCGCCCCAAUAUGUCACCAUGCCAAUGACAUUCCAAUCGCAGCCCAAUCAUCCCGUACUGGUUAGCGGUCCGAUCUAUGCCCCGCCUCCUAGAUACCUACCAGCACCGUUCGGCCAGCCACCACCGCCACCACAAUACUCGAUGGGAAUCCUUCCUGUCGCAAUGCAACGAAUCCCAAUGCAACGAAUGCCUGUCAUGAUGAAUCAACGACCGAUUUUUGUGGCUCCGCCCCCUCAAGGAGCACCACAGAGAGUUCAGAUGGCUAUCCACGUCGGACCGACACCUCAACGACCGAUUCAUCAUAUUCAGAGUUUUCAGCAGGCGCCGCCGGUACAACAGCCGCUGGUUAGACCACCGCGGACUCCGCUAGCGAUUACGGCACCGCCGCUAGAGGAGAAAAAAGAGGCGAAAAAGAAGAAAAAGACGAAGAAAGUGGCUACAGAAAGUUUUGCAGAAGAAAUUCCGAAAGAAGACGUCCCGACGGCUCCAGAAGUGUCUCCAGAAGUCUCUGAGCAAGCGGAAACUGUCAUAAUCGAAGAAACUAUAAUUCUGGAACAAGCUCCGCCCCCACAACCAGUUCGCCGUACCUCAAGCACCGAACUCAACGGAGAACUCAUCACUUCCAACGUCUCGGCGAUUCUUGAUGAGACGGACGAUGAGAUUCCGACGUCAUCUGCCCCCACGACGCUCCGCCCACUUUCGCCGACUUCAGAAGCGCAACAAGCAGCGAUUAAUCGAGUUCUUGGGUUCUCGAAACCUUCUGAAGACUCCACUUUUAAUAUUUGGGCGGGAUGGAUCAAUGAGAUGCCCCCUGCGCCAAUUCAGAAGACGUCAACGUCGUCGGAUAUGGAAAGAAGUUUCAAGAAGAUUUUGGAGGAGGAUGAGAAGAAGAAGUCACAGAAGGAAUUGAUUGUGGAGGGAUUAGAAAAGAAAUGGAGAGAAGAGCAGGAGGAGACUGAGAAACAGCCGAAUUUGGUCUCGAUUUGCAAGAAAAUUGAAUCCUAUUUUAUGUGA
Caenorhabditis remanei is the source of this 2325-nucleotide messenger RNA. RefSeq lists its product as uncharacterized. NCBI's taxonomy places the organism in Eukaryota, Metazoa, Nematoda, Chromadorea, Rhabditida, Rhabditidae. Bases 1 to 2325 code for a protein of 774 amino acids. The record is from RefSeq and is a predicted model, not a curated record. The transcript is spliced from 5 exons.